Formica exsecta is the source of this 1055-nucleotide messenger RNA. RefSeq names its product protein SCO1 homolog, mitochondrial (gene Scox). The transcript has 4 exons. Gene Ontology annotation, molecular function: copper chaperone activity; copper ion binding. Bases 65 to 889 code for a protein of 274 amino acids. Lineage: Eukaryota; Metazoa; Arthropoda; Insecta; Hymenoptera; Formicidae. The record is from RefSeq and is a predicted model, not a curated record. Gene Ontology annotation, biological process: intracellular copper ion homeostasis; mitochondrial respiratory chain complex IV assembly. Gene Ontology annotation, cellular component: mitochondrial inner membrane.
ACGUGGUCCCUCUCAGACUUCUCAGGUGAAAGAUUGGACUGAUUGAGUUUUUGUCGGUGAAACAAUGUCGACAUUAAUAUUAAGAUCUCUUGUGUCAUUAAAUAAGAGUUCCAGUAAUGUUUUAGCGAAGUUUAGGUAUAUAAAUACAUCGAAAGCAUUGUGUGAACAAUCCAUUUUUCCAAAGGAUCCUAAAAAAAUAAAAAAGAAAUCACCAAUUACAUGGAAAAGUUUGGCAAUUUCCAGCAUCAUUGGUGGUGGUCUUUUAUUAUAUAUAAAUUAUUUGAGAAAAGAAAAAGAUAAAAGAAUAGCACGGGAAAGAAGGCAACAGUUGGGCAAAGCUAAAAUUGGUGGUAAAUUUGAGUUAGUAAAUACAGAGGGAAAAACAGUGAAGUCCGAUGAUUUCUUAGGCCAAUGGGUGUUGAUAUAUUUUGGAUUUACACAUUGUCCUGAUGUUUGCCCCGAUGAAAUUGAAAAGAUGACAAAAGUAAUAAAUAGACUUGAAAUAGAACACAAUUUCAAAAUACAACCAAUUUUCAUAUCAGUUGAUCCAGAUAGAGAUACACCCACUGUUGUUGGAAAGUACCUCAAAGAAUUCUCUGAUAAGAUUAUUGGUCUUACUGGCAAUGUUGAACAAAUUGGAAAAGUGUGCAAAGCGUACAGAGUUUAUUAUAGUAACGGCCCUAAAGACCAAGAUAAUGAUUAUAUUGUGGAUCAUACGAUUAUUAUAUAUUUAGUGGAUCCAGAAGGCUUGUUUGUUGAUUAUUAUGGACAAACGCAUGAUGUAGAUAAGAUUAUGACUAGUAUUCUUGUUAACAAAUUAAAGUAUGACCAAUUACAAGAUGAUUCUUCUUCUUGGCUGCCAUCAUUGCCAAUUAAAGGAGUGUUAUAAGUGUUGCAACAUUCCUAUGUAUAGUUUUUAUGUCGAUAUUGCACCACAGAAAACUUGUGCAUAUAUUAAUAUUACAAAUAUAAAUAUGCAUAAAAUAUACGUUCUGUAUAUACAAUAUAAUUUAUAUUUCAAUGUAUUAAAUGAUUACAAGGAAAUGUAAAAAAAA